CCCCUCUCCCUCCCUCCAUCUAUCCCAAUCUCUGCGUCCCUCCUGGUGUGUGCCCAUUGACUGCACGAGCCGGUGGCCACUGAUUCGGCUUUUCUCCCGUUUGGUUUGCUCGCUUCGCAAUCGUCUCGAAUUCGGCAACCCCAUAUAUCAACGCCCCUGCUCAAACUCUCGGACGUCCUCAAAUCUCUGACCGUGCUGUGAAACAUCAUUCCUUCGCAUGGGCUGAUCCGCCAGCUUCAAGUCCAUGUCAGGCGAAUCGCAUCGUCAUCUGUAUCACUCCUCUCGCAAAGCCUCCAAGUCAUCUGCGCCCGUGGCAAAGGACAUCGAAAAUAAUCUUGAAAAGCUCGGCUUGCUAGGCGGAACUGGAUCGCACAAGUCAAAGCGAAAGGCGGUGGAGUUUCAGGCUGCUGCCGCAGACAAACGUCGGUCGCUUCCUUUCUUUGCACCGCCUAGCUCCUUCUAGAACCUCAUCUCACGCUUCUCGAAGCGCCCGCAGUUCUCAGUACAGCGAAGGGAGCGAUCCGAGGAAGGAAGCUCCCCGCGCUCGAAGUGGCAUGGCGGGUGUGCUGGACCUCGACCGCUCCCGGACGAGAAAGGACAGGACCUUCAUCGGUAGCGAAUGCGCAGUAUGUGAAGAGCAUCUGGAGUAUACUCUGAAGGGAGAGCGGAUCCUGCAGCUAUCUUGUGGCCAUGUCGCCCACGAGGCGUGCUUCUACGAAUACCUCCGCGAGGUUGAGUCGCAAUACUGCCCAACGUGUAGUUCGCCAUUGGGUCUGGACAGCAGCAGAGGUGGCAAUGUCUUGGACAUAGAGAAAAUCACGAAGCUGACGCGACAGCCUCCCAUGCCUGAAAUCAGCGAAUAUGCGCCGAGGGGACAAGUGAGUCAAUCGCCUGGGCCAUGGGAUACUCGACAAUCUAUCGAGCAGAGAGGCCCGUAUGAACAGUCGACUAUGUCGCGCGAGAAUUCUGUUCGAUCUCCCGUGCCGAGGGAAGCUCUCAUCGGAGUGCCACCGCCCCGAACGAGCUCACGCCUUGGCAACGAAAGAGAUGCCCAACAUUCGCGAAACCACAGCGGCACCACGGGAAUGGUGUCUCUGACCGAGUACGCAGAUGCCCAGCCGCAGCCCAGACGACAUGAUUAUGACGUCCAGUCCAUGGAGACCUCGCUCGGCAGUCCGCAGGCGAAUGCCGCAAAGAGCUCCAUCCCCACGCCCAGCGUGACCGUCAAGAGCGAAUUUCCCACAAUUACGAGGUCGCGGCAGCAACAAGCCCUUACGUGUCUGGUGACGGUAGAAGUUCCCGCGGGUCAGUACAGACCCAGAAUCUCCGACAUGCGUCCGCUUCCGGCCAGGGCGCCGGUCGCAGCGAACGAUUUCGGACCUAUUAGGCCAAUACCUGUUAAGCCCCCUUCGCGGUAUUCCGACCAACGCAUGGAUGAGUUGACGGCCGAAUUGCAAGCCAAAGUGGAAAACUGGCAUGGUCUUGAUUUCUCUCGGUUUGGCAAGCUCAAGCUUCACAGUCAAAUUCGCGUUGGCAAAGACAGGAGGUCGUGGCAAGAUUUGGACUGUUAUCUUUUUGACGAGAUGCUCAUCUGCGUGAAAGAGAGGAAGCCGAUACCAACCCCAAUCUACGACAACGCUUCGGAUUCGAGGAAAACCAAGUGCACCUUGAAAGGCUCGAUCCUGAUCAAAAAGCAUCUGCGCGAAGUGGAAACAUAUCCAGACGAGAAUCUCUUGACCCUCAGCCUAUCCGUGGCGGAACUCCCCUCUUUUCAUCUGCAGUUCUCGAAUCCUGUUGACAUGGAGCAGUGGAAGCAAGCCCUGCUGGACAUUAAUAACCCCCGUGGGUCCGGCAGGAUUGGCGACUAUGAGCAAGAAACCUCGGCGACGGACGAAGAAGAUGAGCGUGGCGUCAAGGGCUAUCGUUACUCCUCCCAAGCGUCUGCGUACGGGGCGGCCAAGUCGUACACCACAGCCCCAACAGAGUACUCGCGAUCAGCGCCAGACACGCGACUGUUGCAGAACAUGCACGUUCCUCUGGACAUCGUGUUGGUUAUUCCAGUGUCGUCUUCCAUGCAAGGACUGAAGAUAUCCCUUUUGCGGGACGCGCUUAAGUUUCUCGUCACAAGCCUGGGCGAUCGAGACCGCAUGGGUUUGGUAACGUUCGGCUCGAGCGGUGGUGGUGUGCCGGUGGUGAGCAUGACCUCGAAAUCUUGGGAUGGAUGGUCGCGCGUGUUGGAGUCCAUUCGUCCGGUUGGACAGAAGAGUCUGCGGGCGGACGUGGUGGAAGGCGCAAACGUCGCCAUGGAUCUGCUGAUGCAGAGAAAAUCGGCGAAUCCGAUAUCAAGCAUCCUGCUCAUCAGCGACUCGUCGACGUCCGACGCGGAGAGCGUUGACUUUGUCGUGCAGCGAGCAGAGGCUGCCAAGGUCACAAUCCACUCCUUCGGCCUUGGCCUCACUCACAAACCAGACACCAUGAUCGAGCUUUCUACGCGUACAAAGGCUUCAUACACCUACGUCAAGGACUGGAUGAUGCUCCGAGAAUGUGUAGCCGGGUGCCUGGGUUCUUUGCAGACGACUUCUCACCAAAACGCUAAGCUCAAACUCCGUCUACCAGAAGGCUCGCCCGCCAAAUUCGUGAAGAUUAGCGGUGCUUUGCACAUCACGAAGAGGGCCAGCGGACGCGACGCCGAGGCUGCACUCGGCGAUCUGAGAUUUGGUGAUAAACGAGACAUUCUGGUGCAGCUUGCGAUCCAGGCUGACAACGCCUCGAGCGAGCAAUUGCCUCAAGAUCCGUGGGAGACCAUUCUUUCUGGUCUCGAAGCACUGGGCGGGCCGCUCGAUCAAGAGGAGCAUCGCAAUCUGAGUGUCGAAGAGGUUCCUUUGAUACAAGCUGAUCUGACUUUUGGCGAUCUCCAGAGAGAUGGCGCACAGGCACAGCUGCCUCGGCCCUCUCUGUUAGCCAUCACCAUGCUUCCUUCUUCUCCACGGGCCAAAUCCAUGAUUCGCCCGUUGACACCUCCUAUCCCACCACAUCCUUCAAUUGUACAGCGGCGAAUGGAGCUUCUAACAUCCGACAUGCUUACUCGCGCAUUGACUCUCGUGUCCCGAGGCCAACACGAACGCGCGCAUCAUCUGCUGAGUGAGACUAGGAGUAUUCUCAAGGGACUAGGCAAGGGAGGGCUGCCACCACUUCCACCUCCUGGCAGCAGCACACCUUCGGUUCCGCCCGCCUCGAGAUCGCCAGGACUUGCAUCUGCGAACGGAGAGAAACCUUCCGAUAAAGCUGCAGACAAAGGUCCCGACAAGAAUUCAGCGGCGCCAACAUCGCCGGAUGUACCAGAUCGAAAGGCCAACGGGUCUCCUCCACAGUCAAACGAAAGGCGAGAUCUUCUCAGGGCAUCCUCAAGUGUGGAUGCACGGACGGUUGCUGCCCUUGAUGCCGAGCUUGAAUCCAGCCUUGAAUGGAUCAAUCAUCCAGCCGUGUUUUCACGCGAUUCAAGAAAGGCGGUCUUGCAAGCAAUUGGCGUCAUCAGCUCACAACGCGGCUACACAUUCCGCACACCCGCGGAGAGCCUAUGGGCAGAGCGCAUUUCGGGAAUCAAAGCGCUUGCCGAAAAGAGCAAGGAAUGGCGCGAAGUUGGCGACGAUGGUGCUUUGGCCGAAGAAUCAUAAUAUACAUACAUACACAUAUACCACCAGUUGUUUAUUUGCAGCGUUUUUGUACAGAUGCGUAACACCUUGUGUCUUUAUUCGUCCAUUAGUCCAGGAAGCUGUCGCGCUGCAAGCGUAUGUAUGUAAUCCAUGCUUUGCUGAUGUCGAUCUCUGAACCUGCCGGCGGUUGCUCGAUUCCACUCUCUCAGCUGUUUUAUGAUAGAAACAUUCUAUGCUCCUGGGGCUAACACACACGCUACAAGGCGUCAUCCAUUUCGAGAUAUCAAACCAAUUUGAAAA
Molecule: messenger RNA, 3953 nt
Organism: Verruconis gallopava
Lineage: Eukaryota; Fungi; Ascomycota; Dothideomycetes; Venturiales; Sympoventuriaceae
Exons: 6
Coding region: 555-3674 (1039 amino acids)
Source: RefSeq, a predicted model, not a curated record